Oryza sativa Japonica Group (Japanese rice) is the source of this 1761-nucleotide messenger RNA. RefSeq names its product E3 ubiquitin-protein ligase SINA-like 10. The record is from RefSeq and is a predicted model, not a curated record. Gene Ontology annotation, molecular function: zinc ion binding; ubiquitin protein ligase activity. Lineage: Eukaryota; Viridiplantae; Streptophyta; Magnoliopsida; Poales; Poaceae. Gene Ontology annotation, cellular component: cytoplasm.
GCAACAUGAACUGAUCUAUACUACCUCGUAGAUGGGAGAGGAGAGCAUGGCGAAGCAUCCGUCGCACCGGAAGAUGCCGUCGUCGGCGCCGAUGCCGUCGAUGCGGACGGUGAACUCGUUAUCCGCAGGGGGAUGGUACCACGACCCAUCCUGCUCGUCGUCGUCGUCUUCCCUGUCGUCGGAGCGCGGCGACGGCCUCGUGUGGCAGCACCGGCUGUCCUCGCACUCGUAGCUGCGUGUGCGGCUGCGGCUCCGGCAGCUUCUUGGCCGACGACGACGACGUCGGCGGGGGCUGUUGCUCCGGCUGCGGCCGCGGCGGCGAGAGUACCCUUCCUCGUCGUGACGACGACGGCGGCUCGGUUGGUAGGCCGGCGACAGCGACCAACGGCUGCCCUCAAGGUAGACCGGCGAUUCCGGCCCGGUCGUCGGGUCUCGCCGCCGGCGCCGGGCCGUGCCGGCCGCCGGGAUGGCGAUCCUGUCGCCCACGCGGCCGCUGCUCAUCUUGGGCGCUAGAAUCCUCUGCUCCCGAAUAUCUCGCCGAUGAAACAGAUUUUAUAACGAUCUGCUGCAUGCUUAAGAGUUAAGGAGUCUUGGAGAUAGGAGAUUGUGCCAAAUACUUCACCAAGAGUAUUUCGGAAGCAUUAUAUAUAUGCAGAUGCAGUUCCCUCACUUAGCAACAAUGAUGCGUUUGAAGAAGAAGGGUACGAUGGAUAAUACUGGUACGCCCAAGAGGACGAGGUGGUCGGAGAACAAGGCUCAGCAGGACGGGAAAGAUGAGACGACCAAGCUGACCUACUCCAUCGAGCGUGACGCACUGGAGUGUCCCAUUUGCUUCGUUCCUUUUGAAGAUCGAGUUUACAUGUGCAAGAACGGCCACGCUGCGUGCGGCUCCUGCUACGCCAAGAUGAACACCAUGUGCCCGUGCUGCAUCGAGCCCAUCGGUAACAUCCGGUGCAGGCCGCUGGAGAAGGUGCUUGCGGCCAUGUCUGCUCCCUGCAGGUUCAGCACGAGCGCCUACAUGAGGUUGAUCAGGGCGAGCGGCUGCACGGAGAUCGUCGCCUACACCGAGAGGCGGAAUCACGAGGCGUCGUGCCCACACGCCCCGUGUGUCUGCCCGUUCGACGGCUGCAACUACCAGGGACACUUGCUGUACAGCCACAUCCAGGACGAACACGCCACGGACGCCGCCGUCGUCGCCACAGGCUGUCUCCGGGGCACCGGCACCACCGUGACGCUGCACAAGAGCAAGCCGUUCCACGUGCUCCUCCACCGCGGCGGCAGCCGCGUCUUCCUCCUGCUCAACGGCGACAACGUCCUGUCGGGCCGCUCGCUGUCGCUGGUCUGCAUCAGCCCUCCUCCCCCGUUGCCCAACUGCGAGCUGCUGUACAAGAUUGAGCUUGGCGCCGUGUCGCGGGCCCCCGGCGAGCUCGGUCUGUCCAUGUCGGGUACCGUCCCGUGCGUCCGCCGGCUGGAGGGGUUCGACGCGAAGGCGUUCCUGUUCGUGCCCGAUUCUUACUGGGGCUCGUCCGGCACCAUCUCUGUCACCGUGCACCUCUGAGAGUGAUUGCUUGCUUUUGGGUCACUCCAGUCCUGAGUCUAUCGAUCUCAGUGUUUGUUGUUAGCUUUCAGGUCUACUAUAUGUGUUGUAAUUGGCUAAGAUCAAUCGAUAAAAAAAACUGAACUCUCUGGAUUUUUCGGACUGCUAUAGUGAACUGACGAAACUGAACUAUGAAAUGAUGAACAGAGGAAACAGAGCAGCGA